Messenger RNA from Exserohilum turcica Et28A, 356 nucleotides. RefSeq lists its product as uncharacterized. The coding region runs from base 136 to 303 and encodes 55 amino acids. Lineage: Eukaryota; Fungi; Ascomycota; Dothideomycetes; Pleosporales; Pleosporaceae. The record is from RefSeq and is a predicted model, not a curated record. The transcript has a single exon.
CAGACAACAACUCAGUCUUUUAUGCAUUAUUACUUCGAGGCUUUCUCUCUAAACUUGAUAAAUAAGAAAGUAAAAGUCAAAAGAAGAUACAGAGAGAGGAGCUCAAGUAAAAAAAAAAGCCUAGUCGUACAUGCCAUGCCCAGUAUGCGAAAAGCCACGCAACCAAAUGCAACAAGACGAGCUAAACAAAGGAAGACGGUCUAUAAUGCCAGCAAAGGCAAACCAACACUUUGCACACUAGGAAAAAAAAGGAAGAAGUAUGUCUAUGUCUAUUCCCCGCAGCGCGCUCUGAAUCCAAGAUAGAGAAAGAGAGAGUGUGUAGGAAAAGACCAGACGUGAUUGUGGUGUCGUACUCG